AUGACGGAUGGAUAUUUUCAUGAAGAAAGAGAAAAGAUUCGUAUUGUUGGAAAUGGAAUAGGGUUUUGGAAAUCCAUGGGAGAAGAAGAUCAAGUCUAUGACUCAAGUGGAGAUGUUUUUGCCUUCAAGACCUAUUUCACUUAUUUUUCAGGAUCCCCACACAACGCAAUGAAAACAAAGAAAACAAUUUGGAGAAUGGAGGAGUACCGAUUACCAAUGGGAUGUAGCACUAAAGGCCAAGAGGUGACUAACUUGCCAUUGCACUCUAUAUCAAGUCCAUAG
Ilex paraguariensis (yerba mate) is the source of this 282-nucleotide messenger RNA. The record is from the annotation of a GenBank genome assembly. NCBI's taxonomy places the organism in Eukaryota, Viridiplantae, Streptophyta, Magnoliopsida, Aquifoliales, Aquifoliaceae.